Molecule: messenger RNA, 1257 nt
Organism: Plenodomus lingam JN3
Lineage: Eukaryota; Fungi; Ascomycota; Dothideomycetes; Pleosporales; Leptosphaeriaceae
Source: RefSeq, a predicted model, not a curated record
AUGAUGAGGUCCGCAGUCGCUCUUUCCGCUCUUUCCAUGCUCGCUGGCACCGAGGCUGCUGAGACCGUUCUGGGGGCCUACAUUUUCCACAGACAUGGCGAUCGAACACCCAAAGCACUCGCUCCCACCAACCUGACUGCUCUCGGCUACGAGCAGGUCUAUACGUCCGGCUCGUACUACCGCUCGCGCUAUCUAGAAGGCAGCUCUAAGAUCAAUGGUAUCAACGAGGACAUCGUCAAGCUCUCACAGCUUUCUGUGAUGUCCCCCGUCGACAAUGUCCUACAGAACUCAGCUACAGCUUUCUUGCAGGGGCUCUACCCUCCUGUUCAGACCGUGCAGACUCUUGGUAACGGUCAGAGUGUACAAGCACCCAUGGACGGCUACCAAUUGAUCCCCGUCAACACGAUUGAGACCGGUGCUGGUUCAGAGGACGCGGGCUGGCUGCAAGAUGCUUCGAGCUGCCAAAAUGCAAAGACCAGCUCGAACAACUACUUCAACAGCGAAGAGUACAAUGCUAUCGCAUCCAGGACCAAGGACUUUUACUCCUCUCUUGUUCCUUCCAUCAACAACGUGAUCAGUGAAGAUCAGGUCACUUACAAGAAUGGCUAUAUCGUCGCAGGUAUGCAACUUGCCGGAGAAAUCCUGAAAUACAUGGAGGCCCUCAUCUCUGGCAACGGUGCUCAGAAGUUGGGCAUUCAAUUUGGCCCCUAUGCCACUUUCCUCUCUUUCUUCGGCCUUGUCGACCUCCCCAAGGUCAGCGACGACUUCACUGGCGUUGUCGACUACGCUAGCUCCAUGUCUUUUGAACUCAUCACUGAGGCUGACGUCUCGAACGGGUUCCCCAGUGAGAACGACCUGAGUAUCCGCUUCCUGUUCCAUAACGGUACCGCUUCCAAUACCAGCGAGCCCACUGCAUACCCUCUCUUUGGCGGCUCGUCUGAAACCGUGUCAUGGGCAGACUUCCAGAACAGCUUGAACCAAUUCGCCAUCACCAACACCGAGCAGUGGUGCACCAAAUGUGGUAACUCGACAGGCAUUUGUGCUGCUUAUGCCAGGGACAAUAUUUUUAUCCAGAGCAGCAAUGGUAGAGCAAAUGGUAUGAGCCCAACUGUUGGUGGUGUAAUUGGUGCCUUUGUCACUUUGGCUGUUGUCCUAGGUUCUCUCGCGCUUUUCAUGAUGGUCGGCGGAUUCAGGCUCAUGAGUAAGAAGAAGAUGGCAGAGGCCGUUCAGGCAAGCAGCAUCGAGCCCAAGGCUUAG